AAAACAGCAAGGCAAUCAAAUCAACAAGGCACUGUUCUUGUACUUGUAAAUUUCUUGCAAUAUUGCAUUUAUAUUUUAGGUGUAAGGUGUAACAGCCACUAUGGCAGAGAGAAUUCUCAAAUAUCUCUCGGAAAAUGACGAAGUCAACUCCCUCAAGUUGGCAGAAAUAUUUAACGAGGACCAUCAAAAAGUUGUCGGUGCUCUAAAGAGUAUACAAGCAAAUGGGGACCUUGUCAUUGCUGAACCUGUUAGCGAGAAGAAUAUUGAGCUAACUGAGGAGGGAAAGCUGGUUGCUGAGAAUGGUAGCCACGAAGCAAAUCUCUACAACUUGGUUCCAGAAGAGGGCACACCUCAAGCCGACUUAAUGAAACUACCAAAUGCCAAAGUUGGUUUCAGCAAAGCCAUGUCCAAUGGCUGGGUUUUAGUGGACAAAUCCGCAAAUCCACCUUUGGUAAAAAGAAAAGUGCCUCAAAUCGAAGACUUGGUUCAGGAGCAGCUUAAACUGGUUGCUUCAGGCGAUCAUUCCAAACUAACUGACAAAGAAAAAGCUGAUUAUAAAAAGCGAAAACUAAUACAAGAAAUAGUCGUGAAAAGUUUCCUUUUGAAAAAGGGGCCUGAAUUCAGUUUAAGCUUACAAAAACUGGAAACCGACUUAACUUCUGAUAUGUUAACUAGCGGCAGCUGGAAAAAUUUAAAAUUCAAAGAAUACAAUUUUGACGCACUAGGGGCUCCUCCAUCUUCAGGAUUCCUGCACCCGCUCCUUAAAGUCAGAGCAGAAUUCAGGCAAAUUUUCCUUGAAAUGGGCUUCAAGGAAAUGGACACGACCAAUUAUGUAGAAAGCUCUUUCUGGAAUUUCGAUGCCCUCUUCCAGCCACAGCAACACCCUGCUAGGGACGCUCACGACACUUUUUUCGUUUCUGAUCCUCAGCGUAGUGACUACUUUCCUGAAUUUUACCUACAGAAGGUGAAAACUGUUCAUAGUAAGGGUGGAUAUGGAUCGCAAGGUUAUGGGUAUAAUUGGAAAUUAGAGGAAGCCCAAAAAAAUUUACUGAGAACCCAUACUACGGCUGUCAGUGCGAGAGUACUGUAUAAAUAUGCACAAAUGCCACGACUGAUCCGGAAGAAAAACUUUGUGCCUUUAAAAUUGUUCAGCAUAGAUAAGGUUUUCAGAAACGAAACUUUAGAUGCCACGCAUUUGGCUGAAUUUCAUCAAGUUGAAGGCGUUAUAGCAGAUUAUAACUUAACUUUGGGGGAUUUGAUUGGGGUUUUUGCUGCAUUUUUCGAGAAAAUAGGUAUAACUCAGCUUCAAUUCAAACCUGCCUACAACCCAUACACCGAACCUAGCAUGGAAAUCUUCUGCUUUCAUCCCGGCUUAGACAAAUGGAUUGAAAUUGGCAACUCGGGCAUUUUCAGACCAGAAAUGUUGUUACCAAUGGGCUUACCCGAAGGCGUUGUUGUUAUUGCUUGGGGUCUUUCUUUGGAAAGACCUACUAUGAUUAAAUAUGGUUUUAAUAAUAUUAGGGAUUUGGUUGGACCGAAAGUUGAUUUGGAAAUGGUCCAGAAAAGUCCAAUAUGUAGACUUGAUAAGAUCAAAUAAAUAUUAUAUUAUUUAUCACCUUAA
Ceutorhynchus assimilis (cabbage seed weevil) is the source of this 1621-nucleotide messenger RNA. The record is from the annotation of a GenBank genome assembly. NCBI's taxonomy places the organism in Eukaryota, Metazoa, Arthropoda, Insecta, Coleoptera, Curculionidae.